Zingiber officinale is the source of this 642-nucleotide messenger RNA. RefSeq names its product BTB/POZ domain-containing protein At1g30440-like. NCBI's taxonomy places the organism in Eukaryota, Viridiplantae, Streptophyta, Magnoliopsida, Zingiberales, Zingiberaceae. Gene Ontology annotation, molecular function: protein binding. The coding region runs from base 194 to 460 and encodes 88 amino acids. The transcript has 4 exons. The record is from RefSeq and is a predicted model, not a curated record.
GUCCACCGUAUACCGUCGCAACGCCGCCACCACUUUCCUCCUCGCCGCUGGCCGUUCGACCAUCUCUCUCAGCCUCAUCUCCCUCUUUCCCUUCUUAGAUCGACGCCCCUUCCUCUCUCGAUCAGGAUCAACACAUGACGCCCUUGUUUCUCCGUCCAACCACACCGCAUCUCCUCCAACUCCUCCCUUUGGGAUGUACAAAAUGGCAUGCAUGAAACUGGGAUCAAAACCCGAUGCCUUCCACCAACAAGGGCAAGCUUGGUUUUGCACAACAGGACUUCCUAGUGAUGUUAUUGUCGAAGUUGAAGAAAUGACCUUCCAUCUCCACAAGUUUCCUUUGUUAUCAAAAAGUAGCCUUUUGGAAAGGUUAAUUAAGAACUCUGAUGAAGAAGAUAUUGUGACAAGACAGGCUGAUGUUCCUGGUGGUGCACAAGCAUUUGAACUUGUGGCUAAGUUCUGAACUUGUGGCUAAGUUAAACAUUAAAUUCUUACUUAUGGUUAUUGAAGUUAGUGUUGAGUACGUUGACUUCAUGUGGAUCCUACUCUGUGUUGUGUACUAUGAAGAAGAGUGUACUGUAAUCAUGUGUGAACUAUGGAUAUUGUAGAUUCCAGAGUUAAAGUCAUCAGCCUGCAUUAACUUUA